UUCCGCCUUUCUUCAACCAAUCGUCUCCAUCAGCCAGCUCCAGCUGUCAAGCCGGUUUUUGAAGAGAACAAUAAAACAGAACGAUGAUCAUAUGGACGUUAUCAAACACAACGAGUUGGAGGGAAAUUAUACCCUGACAGUUUGGAGAAAAGGGAGGGAAUUUAAUAAAGGCAAGCCUUUUCGUUUUAUACGACAGCAGCCGUAGCCUAUCCUGGGUGAUGGAGGCAAAGAAACGGAGAGGUCGCCAACCAAUGGGAGAGCCCUCCCAGGCCAAGCGAGGCAGAGUGGGCGGGGAGAGGGAAGACAGCCCCUCCCUCUUUGAGGAGGAGUUGGCCGUGCCUGACGACACCGAGAUUGAGGCGGAGUCACGGGAGGGGCAACCCGGGCACGAUGUCAUCCCCAUUGGGGAGCUCUUCUCUGCUGAUUUAAACCCCCUGUGGCGACGCCCACCCGCUCCUCCCCUCCACCCCCAGACUGACCAGCUCACCUUCCAGCAGAUAGACCUGGACUACUACUUGGGGUCCCCGGUGGCCGGAAUGCCUGGUCAGUCUCAGGGCACUGUCCCCAUCGUCAGGAUGUUUGGCGUGACGGAUGGCGGUAACUCUGUGUGCUGUCACGUCCACGGCUUCGCUCCCUAUUUCUACGUUCCUGCUCCCCCUGGGUUCUCUUGCUCUCACCUGAGUGACUUCCAGAAGGCGCUAAACUCUGCUUUGCUGACGGACAUGCGCUCGAAUAAGGACAACCUGACUGAAACUGUACUGGCUGUGGACAUUACACGCAAAGAGAAUAUGUAUGGCUUUUGUGGAAUACGGCCUCAGGACUUCCUGCGCAUCACCGUGGCGACGCCGCGCCUGAUUGCCCCGGCCAGACGACUUUUGGAGCAGGGCUUCAAAUUCGGUCCCUUCCCCGCCCAGAACUACGCCGCUUUCGAGGCCAACAUAGACUUUGAGAUCAGGUUCAUGGUGGACACCGAGGUGGUGGGGUGCUGCUGGAUCCAGCUGCCUGCUGGGAGGUACAGAGUGAGAGAGGAGAGAGGCGAGGGGGGCACGGACUCACACCACCCCACUAAGGUGACGCUGUGCCAGUACGAGGUGGAUGUGGAGUGGGCGGAGCUUAUCAGCCACCCCGCCGAGGGGGAGUGGCAGCGGAUCGCCCCGCUCAGGGUGCUGAGCUUCGACAUCGAGUGUGCCUGCAGGAAAGGCAUUUUCCCGGAGGCCGACAGGGACCCGGUGAUCCAGAUCGCCUCCCUGGUGCAGCGGCAGGGGGAGAAGGAGCCCUUCGUCCGCACCGUCUUCACCCUGCAGUCCUGCGCCUCCAUCGUCGGCUCACAGGUCCUCUGCUUCUCCCAGGAGGCUCAGCUGCUGCAGAGCUGGGCGGAGUUUGUGAGGACGGUGGAUCCUGAUAUCAUCACAGGCUACAAUGUCCAGAACUUUGAUUUGCCAUAUCUUCUGAAAAGAGCGGCUGUACUGAAGGUGGACCUGUUCCCGUACCUGGGCCGGGUUCGGGGGAUAAAGUCUGUGUUGAGAGACUCCAACUUCCAGAGCAAGCAGAUGGGGAGGAGGGAGAAUAAAAGCAUCAACACAGAGGGCCGGGUGCAGUUCGACCUGCUACAGGUGCUCCUGAGGGACUACAAGCUGCGCUCCUACUCCCUGAACGCUGUCAGCUUCCACUUCCUGCAGGAGCACAAGGACGCGGUGCACCACUCCGUCAUCGGCGACCUGCAGAGCGGUAACGAGCAGACGCGGCGGCGUUUAGCGGUGUACUGUCUGAAGGACGCGCACCUCCCGCUGCGGCUGCUGCAGAAGCUCAUGUGUGUGAUUAACUACAUGGAGAUGGCGCGCGUGACGGGCGUGCCCCUCUCCUACCUGCUGUCCCGUGGGCAGCAGAUCAAAGUGGUGUCCCAGCUGCUCCGGCAGGCCACAAAGAAAGGUUUUGUGAUGCCGGUGGUGAAGAUGGAGGGAGGAGAGGACUACAGUGGAGGAACAGUCAUCGAGCCGGAGAAAGGGUACUACAGCAUCCCCAUCACCAUCCUGGACUUCUCCUCCCUCUAUCCCUCCAUCAUGAUGGCCCACAACCUGUGCUACACCUCCCUGCUCAAGAAAGGCUCUGCAGAGAAACUCGGUCUUUCUCCGGAGCAGUUCAUCGAAACGCCCACGGGGGACCAGUUUGUGAGGAGCUCCGUGAGGAAGGGCCUCCUGCCGGAGAUCCUGGAGAACCUGCUGUCCGCCAGGAUGAGGGCGAAGGCGGAGCUGAAGAAGGAGACGGACCCCUUUAAGAAGCAGGUGCUGGAUGGCAGACAGCUGGCUCUGAAGAUCAGCGCCAACUCUGUGUACGGCUUUACCGGUGCCCAGGUGGGCAAACUGCCCUGCCUGGAGAUCUCACAGAGUGUGACCGGUUUUGGGCGGCAAAUGAUCGAGCAGACCAAGCAGCUGGUGGAAUCCAAGUACACCAUCAGCAACGGUUACCAAGCCGACGGCAAGGUGAUCUACGGGGACACGGACUCUGUGAUGGUGAAAAUGGGCGUGUCCACUGUGAGGGAGGCCAUCGACUUGGGGCGUGAGGCAGCUGCGUGGGUCUCCACCUACUUCAUUCCACCAAUCAAACUGGAGUUCGAGAAGGUGUAUUACCCGUACCUGUUGAUCAACAAGAAGCGCUACGCUGGCCUUCACUACUCCUCCAACCCAGACACUUAUGAUAAGAUGGAGUGUAAAGGCAUAGAGACGGUGCGCCGGGACAACUGCCCCCUGGUGGCCAACCUGAUUAACUCCUGCUUGCAGACCAUUCUCAUUAACAGGGACCCCCAGGGGGCGGUAGAGCACGCCAAGGAGGUGAUCUCAGACCUGCUGUGCAACCGCAUCGACAUCUCGCAGCUGGUCAUCACCAAGGAGCUGACCAGGACCGCGCGCGAGUACGCCGCCAAGCAGGCGCACGUGGAGCUGGCCGAGAGGAUGAGGAAGCGGGACGCUGGCAGCGCCCCCCACCUGGGAGACCGAGUUCCCUACGUCAUCGUCAAGGCAGCGAAGGGAGCGGCGGCGUAUAUGAAGUCUGAGGACCCGAUCUACGUGCUGGAGAACAACAUCCCCAUCGACACGCAGUACUACCUGGAGCAGCAGCUCUCCAAGCCCCUGCUCCGCAUCUUUGAGCCCAUCCUGGGAGAGAGCAAGGCCGAGAGCAUCUUACUGAAGGGAGAGCACACCCGCUGUAAGACUGUUCUCACCUCCAGGGUGGGGGGCCUCACAGCCUUCGCCCAGAAGAGGAACACCUGCAUCGGCUGCAGGGCAGUGCUCAAGACUGACGCGGCUGUCUGUGACUACUGUAAGAACCGGGAGUCUGAGCUCUACCAGAAAGAGAUCGCUUACCUGAACCACCUGGAGGAGCGUUUCUCCCGGCUUUGGACCGAGUGCCAGCGCACCCAAGGGUCCCUGCAUGAAGCCGUCCUCUGUACCAGUCGGGACUGUCCCAUCUUCUACAUGAGGAAGAAGGUGCAGAAAGAUCUGGAAGAUCAGCAGAAGCUGGUGUCCAGGUUCGGAUGGUGAGGCGUUCCGAGGCCAGGACAGGAAGUGAGCGCUUCGCUCUUUACGUUCUCAGGGCAACCACCCCCCCCCCCCCCCCACCCCCACACACUC
Anguilla anguilla (European eel) is the source of this 3626-nucleotide messenger RNA. It is a transcript of the gene pold1, whose product is annotated as polymerase (DNA directed), delta 1, catalytic subunit. Lineage: Eukaryota; Metazoa; Chordata; Actinopteri; Anguilliformes; Anguillidae. Gene Ontology annotation, biological process: base-excision repair, gap-filling; DNA-templated DNA replication; DNA replication proofreading. Gene Ontology annotation, cellular component: delta DNA polymerase complex. The transcript is spliced from 27 exons. Gene Ontology annotation, molecular function: DNA-directed DNA polymerase activity; nucleotide binding; DNA binding. Bases 219 to 3536 code for a protein of 1105 amino acids. The record is from RefSeq and is a predicted model, not a curated record.